UCGAAACAUGACUAAUUUCCUUUAGCAUUGUCCUAAAGACUUGAUCAAUUUCUCAUCGGUACUUUGGUCGUUUUCUCGAUUGUUGUCCCUCAACAGGAUGUUAUCUGCUAACUGUCAUGUUAUUCCAUUGGUCAAGAAAAAUUAUACGAGCUUUAGAAGGCUUAUUUAAAUAUACUUUCCGUGCAAGGUGAAAUCAUAAUCUUUCAGACCGAAACCGUUGUAAGAUUUUAUCUAGGCGAGGGUAAGCAUUAUUGCAAAUUGAUUCCGUGAUGUUAUUUCCCAAACAGUUUAGUUCGUGACUUUCGCACUAUGCCCUCGACCUUUCAGUUUCGUACCGUUCCACCGGAAUCAUCGUUUUUUCUACAUUACGAGAUUUUGUCUACAACGUUAUCAUUGCAAAGUACAGAAUACGAGGAGAUUCUCUGAGUGGUGUUCCGGUUUUAAAAAGUCGCGCUCGUCCUUUUUUGAUGCAGAUUCUCAAACCAUAUGUCGAGCUCGCCGCUGGCUCUAACUACUUUGUCUUUGGAGGUGUGAAACCUGUUCGUUGGUCGUAUUUGGAGUAAGUUUCCUUUACGAAAAAACCAAAGUAACAAAGAAGAUUCUAAACAUGUCUUCGCAAGAAACCGUGAACCUCUACAAUCAGGAAAACAUGACCGAUGCCGCAACGAAAGUCUUUCUGGUAAACUGCGCUGUAAAUGUUCCUCUCGCUUUAGCGGCGAUAAUUGGGAACUCACUGGUGUUGCAUGUGGCGAGGAAAUCACCGACUCUUCGAUCACCGUCCUUGGUUUUACUGUGCGGUCUGGCGAUGUCCGAUCUGGCUGUUGGCACAGUCGUACAGCCCCUUUUCAUCGCAAACGAGUUAAUAAGAUUGUAUUCCCGAUCCCAAAGGUUCCAACAAUUAUUCCAGGGUGUUUAUAACACGUUUGGUUUCUCUUUAUGUGGAAUUUCUCUUUGUACAGUCACAGCAAUUGGUGUCGACAGAUUGAUUGCGGUUGAAAGGUCCUUGCAUUAUCCAAGUAUUGUGACAAUCCCUCGCGUAAGACGCGUUCUUGUUGCCAUCUGGAUAAUAUCUUUAAUUUUAGCAAGCUCGCGUUUCUGUCAGGAAAAGAUUCUGUUGAUUUCACUUGGAACUGUAAUAUGUGCUUGCCUGUGCAUCUCAACUAUUUGUCACGUAAAAAUAUACAGGACGGUUCGCUAUCAUCAAAGUGCGAUUCAACUUCAGUUCCUGGCGGUUGAAACAAACACUGGGCAUGCUAACAAAGUGACAAGCCUAAAAAAGUCUGCAUUCAAUGCUUCCAUCGUUUUUCUUGUACUCAUCAUCUGUUAUAGCCCUUAUUUAGUUGUUUUCUACGUUGUGACUUUAGUUAAUCCAAUCGGAAGAUCCCUGACUUCAACCAUUGUGUUCAUUAACUCCUCUGUAAAUCCAUUUUUGUAUUGCUGGCGAAUAUGUGAGAUCAGGGAGGCUGUAAAACAGACUUGUCGCGAAGUAGUUUGCUGUUUAACAAAUUGACGUCAGUUUUUCACGUGUCUGUCCUGUUAUUGACCAGGAAUUUCGUCAUAACAUUGUCAAA
Orbicella faveolata is the source of this 1571-nucleotide messenger RNA. RefSeq names its product melanocyte-stimulating hormone receptor-like. Gene Ontology annotation, biological process: G protein-coupled receptor signaling pathway. Gene Ontology annotation, cellular component: membrane. Gene Ontology annotation, molecular function: G protein-coupled receptor activity. The record is from RefSeq and is a predicted model, not a curated record. Lineage: Eukaryota; Metazoa; Cnidaria; Anthozoa; Scleractinia; Merulinidae.